UUGCCAACACAAGGCAAGAUGCGUUCCGUUACUCUGAAGGAUGUUGAACAAGAUAAGGUCGUGAAGACCGUAGCUGCUCAUUUAAAAAAGACCGGUAAAGUUAAGGUGCCAGAACACAUGGACCUGGUGAAGACUGGUCGGUUUAAGGAAUUGGCACCCUAUGAUCCAGAUUGGUUCUAUGUCCGUUGUGCUGCUGUUCUACGUCAUAUUUAUAUCCGCUCGCCUGUUGGAGUAAAGACUGUCACCAAAAUUUUUGGAGGCCGUAAACGCAAUGGGGUCACACCAUCUCAUUUCUGCAGAUCAUCAGGAAGCAUUGCACGAAAGGCAUUGCAAGCACUUGAAGCUCUUAAAUUGGUAGAGAAAGUCCCUGAUGGUGGCCGCAUUCUCACAUUUCAAGGCAGACGGGAUUUAGACAGAAUCGCCGCACAAGUCCGCCAAAAAGCGAAACAGCAAGCUAAGCAGAGUGUGAUUGUACUGUAA
This is a messenger RNA of Parnassius apollo (apollo), 480 nucleotides long. The record is from the annotation of a GenBank genome assembly. NCBI's taxonomy places the organism in Eukaryota, Metazoa, Arthropoda, Insecta, Lepidoptera, Papilionidae.